Molecule: messenger RNA, 1025 nt
Organism: Notolabrus celidotus (New Zealand spotty)
Lineage: Eukaryota; Metazoa; Chordata; Actinopteri; Labriformes; Labridae
Product: trypsinogen-like protein 3
Exons: 5
Coding region: 49-804 (251 amino acids)
Biological process (GO): proteolysis
Molecular function (GO): serine-type endopeptidase activity
Source: RefSeq, a predicted model, not a curated record
CUUAACAAACCAGCCAUUUUAUCACAACUGCAUCAAUAAAGAGAUACCAUGAAUUUCCUUCUUCUGGUGGUUGCUUUGGGGCUCGCAGGAGCGUCUCCUCUGCCGGACAGCAAAGUUUGCCAACCUCACUCCAAACCCUGGCAGGUCUACAUACACGGAGGACACCCCUCCUGCAGUGGAGCUCUUAUUAAUAAAUGGUGGAUAGUAACCUCCUUUAACUGUCCAACCAUACCCUACAGCAGCUUAGCUUCUCUGGGAGAACAUGAUGUGACUGUGGAGGAGGGCACUGAGCAGCACAUUCAGGUUGCUGAAGUUAUAAGGCACAGUCCCUACCGUUCACCUGCCCACAGUCUGGCCAUGGUCCGUCUGGCUGAACCUGCCCGUUUGAACCAUAAUGUCAAGACCAUCCCACUGCCCACUCGAUGUACACAGCCUGGAGAGACCUGCUACGUCAGCGGCUGGGGAUCCACCGUCCCAAAUCAAUACGAACCUGAUCAACAUCUGAAGUGUAUAACUGUGCCGGUUGUGGAUGACCAGACUUGUAUGAAUACACUCCCGGAGUACAUAUACUGGAGCCACGGCAUGGUCUGCGCUGGUCAAAAUAACUCAGACAACUGCUUGAAUGAUGACGGCAGUGUGAUGGUGUGUGAUGGCCAGCUGCAGGGUGUUCAGUGGAUGGGACUUGGCUGCAGUAACCCCAGUGUCUACACCAAGCUGUGUUUGUACAAUAACUGGAUCAGAGAGGUGAUGGACAACUAUGCACCCCCUCUGACAACUCAAAUGCCUCCAUCGAUGACUACAUGAGGCGGCAGAGAUAUGUUCAGUGCUUGCAAUUUCACGGAGUUAGGCUAAAUCUAAUUUCCUUCGGUAUGAGUGAAACUCCAGGUAACUUAGGCCUCCCUAGGAAUGUUAUGCGGCAGGCUCAAAUGCUUACCUUAAAUAAAAACUUAAGUUAAACAAUCUGUAUGUAAACUGAAAAAUGUGUAUUCGAAGAAGAACAGAAAUAAAUGUAAGAUGCUCCAACA